AUGAUUGGUGAAGAGCCAUACACUCUUGGACUUUUUGAUACUGUAGGGCAAGAGGAUUAUGACAGACUAUGUCCGCUAAGUUUUCCACAGACAGAUGUUUUUCUAGAAUGUUUCUACGUGGUCUCUCCGGAUGGAGAAUUUGAAAAUGUGAAAGAAAACUGGAUGCCUAAGAUAACUCACCACUGUUCAAAGACUCCUUUCUUGCUUGUUGGGACCCAAAUUGAUCUCAGAGAUGACCCCUCUCCUAUUGAGAAAUUUGCCAAGAAUGAACAGAAGCCUAUUACUCCAGAGACUGCUGAAAAGGUGGCGCGGGAUCUGAAGGCUGUCAAGUAUGUGGAGCGCUCCACCCUCACGAAGAAAGGCCUAAAGAAUGUGUUUGAUGAAGCAAUAUUGGCUGCCCUGGAGCCUCCAGAACCAAAGAAGAGCAGCAGGUGUGUGCUGCUAUGA
This is a messenger RNA of Mus pahari (shrew mouse), 447 nucleotides long. RefSeq names its product cell division control protein 42 homolog. The record is from RefSeq and is a predicted model, not a curated record. NCBI's taxonomy places the organism in Eukaryota, Metazoa, Chordata, Mammalia, Rodentia, Muridae. Gene Ontology annotation, biological process: small GTPase-mediated signal transduction; modification of synaptic structure. The coding region runs from base 1 to 447 and encodes 148 amino acids. Gene Ontology annotation, cellular component: dendritic spine. The transcript has a single exon. Gene Ontology annotation, molecular function: GTP binding; GTPase activity.